Drosophila eugracilis is the source of this 406-nucleotide messenger RNA. RefSeq names its product protein Z600 (gene Z600). The record is from RefSeq and is a predicted model, not a curated record. The coding region runs from base 75 to 344 and encodes 89 amino acids. NCBI's taxonomy places the organism in Eukaryota, Metazoa, Arthropoda, Insecta, Diptera, Drosophilidae. The transcript has a single exon.
GGGGGCAAAAGGGAAUCAGUAGCAAGCCAGCAACGUCCAGCUUCACAUUAACUUCCUGAUCAAACAAAGCAAUCAUGUCGACCAACGAAACCAACCAAGUGCUGCAGCGUCUAAACAGCCUAAAAAUCGUGGAAACCCCCAAGGAGCCACGAGAGUUGGGCAGCCGGCAGUGCUAUUCCCUGGACAACAAGAAGUUCUCCAUAGUUCCAGCCACCCCCAGCACUGGAGGGCUUGGAAAGUUCCAAACCGAACUCAAAAAACGCCGCAAAAAUAAAUUUAACCGCAUGUCUACUUACGAGGCCGACAAACAUUUUAUCAAGGCACGCAAAUCAUUGAAUUUCUAAUCAUAAUACGCCUCGAUGUAAUCACCUUAGUCAUAAGCAUCAUUGAUUUUAAAUCGUACAAC